AUGUCAAAAGAAGCUUCGGGGACACGCAACUACUGGACUGUAGAGGAAGACGAGAUGCUUCGCAGGAAUUCAACGGGCACGAUCAAGAACUGGAACGAAAUCGCAUUAAAACUCCCUGGACGAUCGAACAAAGAUUGUCGAAAACGAUGGAGCAAGGUUGGAAUGAACGUGAACAGGGGUCAUUGGAGCGUGGAUGAGGAUAAUCGGCUACGAAAAGCAGUUGAGCUGCAUGGUUACUCUUGGACCACGGUCGCCCGAGAAGUUGAGACUCGGCAUGCUGAUCAAUGUGCCAAAAGAUGGUGCGACUUUCUAGAUCCUGCGCUGAGCCGUAAGGAGUGGAGCGGGGAGGAAUAUGACCGUCUAUUGGAGGCAGUCCAAACUUAUGGACGCAGUUGGAAGCUUAUCUGCGAGAAGGUCUUUCCAAACAGAUCGGCAACUGAUAUCAAAAACAGAUACGCUGUUGCCCAAAAGAGAUGCGAGAAUAACCUGGAGUUUUCUCACCAUGACUCUAGGAUCUCUGAGGAGAUGGGGAUAUUGAGUCUACGCAAUUCCUGCAGCAGUGACUCCAGAUCAGACGUACUCUCUGGUGUGAAUUUGCCGGACAUGAAUAAGGAGUUGGACUAUCCCCCCCAACUUGAAGCUUUUCCAUCUCCCCUUGCGGAAUAUUCAGCCGCUACUAAUACUACAUCUUUACCGCGAAACUAUACCCUGGCCGCUACAUUCCCUGAUUUCUCAGAACUGGCCAUCCCGUAUCCAGCCACGGAGCCCCAUAUACCUAGUCGGUCCUUUGACAGGAGUCGGCACGAUUCAUCCUCCAAUACAAGAGUGUCUAUAGUCACGGAGAGCUUUGUCGCAAAUAACAAGCUUUCACUAGAUCCAAAUAUAGGUUGCACCACCCCCUCUACAUCCUCUGUUACAGGAUCUUUCAUUCCGCAUGGAUCUUUUUCUUUUUUCGAUGGCGACCACCAAACCGACAUUCCAAUGGUGGAUACUACAGCGACAAGUGAUCUUUCCAAUAAUGACGAAAAAUCGAGAGAUACCUCACCGAAUACAUAUACAGUGCUUCUAGAGGAUGUCCAACCUGAAAUGUUGCGUGGAAUCAUGAACGUCGUGGUUGGGUCGAAAGAAAUAGUGAAGAUGAAAAUCACCAGCUCCGAAACAGAUCAAUGA
Talaromyces marneffei is the source of this 1170-nucleotide messenger RNA. RefSeq lists its product as uncharacterized. NCBI's taxonomy places the organism in Eukaryota, Fungi, Ascomycota, Eurotiomycetes, Eurotiales, Trichocomaceae. Gene Ontology annotation, cellular component: nucleus. The record is from RefSeq and is a predicted model, not a curated record. Bases 1 to 1170 code for a protein of 389 amino acids. Gene Ontology annotation, biological process: mitotic cell cycle; positive regulation of transcription by RNA polymerase II. Gene Ontology annotation, molecular function: RNA polymerase II cis-regulatory region sequence-specific DNA binding; DNA-binding transcription factor activity, RNA polymerase II-specific. The transcript is spliced from 5 exons.